AUGUUGCUCGCCGCACUGUUACCUUUACUUUUGGUAGUGAUUGGUUUUCCACCUGGGACAAUAACGCGCGAUGAAACACCUGCCGCUCCCCUGAAUAUUUCUUUCACAGAAUACUCGUUUGCGAACCAUUUAAGAUUCAUAAGAGAGUCCCGAUUGCUUAUCGGGCCCUUUGAUUUAAAGAGAAAAUUUAAGAAGAAACUUAACACACAGCAGGAUAUUCAUCAGCCGAGUGCUUCGCCUCUUCGAUCCGGUGGUUUUUCUUUAAAUUUAAGUGAAAGACCUACAAUUUCCUCAAACAAUUUAUCUCAAACAAACAGAGCUAACAUAAUAACCACAACAGUAACUAACGCGAUAUCUGCCACAUCAGUAGGAUCUACUACAAUAGAAAAUUUACAGAGUGAGGGAACGACGGAAACCUCUAAAGCAACAAGAAAGUCUAAAGCAACAAAAAUGUCACGCAAAACAAAAACUAAGAUACCAUCAGGAGCAACUGAAGACGAGGCAGCAUGGCCGGGGAAGCGAGCGUCGGUCGUGGAGGGCGACGUGCUGCUGGGUGGUCUGAUGAUGGUGCACGGGCGUGCGGAAACAACGAGCUGCGGGCCGCUGAUGGCUCAAGGCGGCGUGCAGGCGCUGGAGGCGAUGCUGUUCGCGCUGGACGCGGCCGCGGCGCUGGCACCCCCCGGGGUGCGCCUCGGAGCGCUUGUGCUCGACGACUGCGACAGCGACACGCGCGGCCUUGAGAUGGCGCUUGACUUCAUUAAAGGUUCGAUCGGUAACAUUGACGAUGAGGAAUAUGCAUGUAAUGCUUCAGCCGUUCGUAAGGUGAUUUCAGGAGUAGUUGGUGCCGCAUCAAGCGUUACCUCUGUUCAGGUCGCAAACCUGCUACGUCUUUUCAAAAUACCACAAGUAUCUUUCUUUUCAACGUCUCCCGAAUUAUCCAAUAAGGCCCGAUUCGAAUAUUUUACACGCACUAUUCCUUCAGAUAUGCACCAAGUAAAAGCAAUGGUCGAGAUUGUCAAGAAACUUGGUUGGCGCUAUGUCUCAAUUAUCUACGAAGAAUCAAACUAUGGGAUAAAGGCCUUCGAAGAACUAGAGACGAUGUUAGCAAGAAACGACAUCUGUAUAGCUGUGAAGGAGCGGUUAGUUAAAGAUUCCGGUGCAGCAGAUGAGCAUGCAUACGAUGCUUUGGUAGAACGGCUGCUGUCGCGGCCUCGAGCGAGAGGUGUUAUCGUGUUCGGAUCUGACCAAGAAGUUGCAGGCGUGAUGGCUGCAGUACAACGACGUGGAGCUAAUGGUGCCUUUAGUUGGGUGGGGUCGGACGGAUGGAGCGCACGUGCACUCGUCGCCGCCGGCAACGAACCCGUGGUCGAAGGCACUAUCAGUGUUCAGCCACAGGCCAACCCCGUUAGAGGCUUUCGUGAAUACUUUCUUAAUCUUACUGUGGAAAACAACAUCAGGAAUCCUUGGUUUGUUGAAUUUUGGGAGGAACAGUUUAGGUGUCGUUACCCCGGUAGUCCACGGACUCCAUUCAAUGGAAAUUAUACACGUAUUUGUACUGGAAAAGAACGCCUCUCGGCUAAUAACACAGAAUUCGAAGGACAACUACAAUUUGUUGCUGACGCUGUGUUUGCUUUCGUAUAUGCUAUAAGAGAUAUGCACAGAGAUUUGUGCGGAGGUAAACCUGGGCUCUGUCAGGAAAUGCGGCCAAUAAGUGGUCCGUUAUUAUUGCGGUAUUUAAGACAAGUACGUUUCACAGGAUUAAGCGGUGAUGAAUUUCACUUUGAUAGUAACGGUGACGGUCCAGCCAGGUACAAUAUAUUACAUUUCAAGCAAGUUUCACUUGGGAACUACCGUUGGCUAAAAGUGGGAAGAUAUCUUGACGGCGAAUUAGAGUUGGACAUGGACGCGAUCCAGUUUAAGUGGGGGGAGCGGCAUCCUCCAGAGUCCGUGUGCAGCGCCGAGUGCGAGCUGGGGCAGGCGAAGCAGUACGUGGAGGGCGAGAGCUGCUGCUGGCACUGCUUCAAUUGCACACAGUAUGAGAUCCGGUCGCCGGUAUCGGAGACGGCGUGCGCGGAAUGCCCGCGUGGCACGCUUCCCGACGCGGCACGCGCGCGCUGCGCCGGCGUGCCCGAGCUGUACCUGCGCCCCGCGCACCCCGCCGCCGUCGGCGCCAUGGCCUUCUCCGCGCUCGGGGCACUGCUCACCAUGUUCGUAGCCCUGGUGUGGCUGGUACAUGGGGAGACGCCUGUAGUACGUGCCAGCGGGAAAGAACUCUCCUUUGUGUUGCUCGCUGGUAUUUUAAUGUGUUAUCUUGUCACCUUCGCACUCGUCCUCCGUCCUACAGACAUAAUUUGCUCCUUGCAACGUUUUGGCACGGGAUUUUGUUUCACUGUUGUAUAUGCUGCUCUACUUACAAAAACUAAUAGAAUAGCACGCAUUUUCGAUGCCAGCAAACAUUCGGCUCGUCGUCCGUCUCUCAUCUCACCUAAAUCUCAGCUUCUCAUCUGUUCACUUUUAGUGUCUGUCCAGGUUAUCAUUGUAGUAGUAUGGCAAAUUGCAUCGCCGGCUCGUGCUAUCCACCACUAUCCUACGCGUGAAGAUAAUAUGCUAGUGUGUGAUUCUUACGUGGAUGCCUCAUAUACUAUCGCCUUCUUCUAUCCUGUUGUACUCAUCGUAGUAUGCACAAUAUACGCCGUACUCACACGAAAAAUACCAGAAGCAUUUAACGAGAGCAAACAUAUUGGUUUCACUAUGUAUACUACGUGCGUCAUUUGGCUCGCUUUUGUACCCCUUUACUUCGGCACUGCAAGCCAUGUGCCACUUCGCGUCACCAGUAUGGCCGUCACAAUUUCUCUUAGUGCCAGCGUGACCCUUGCUUGCCUGUUCGCGCCAAAGGUGUACAUAAUCUUGGUGCGUCCGGAGCGCAACGUGCGCGCGAGCCUGACGGCGGCGCGGUGGCGCGGCGCGGGCGCGGCGGGCGGCGCCGUGUGCGCCGCGCUCGUGGGCGCCGCGCCGCUGCCCCGCCCGCCCCCGCCCCCGCCCUCGCACCCGCCCCCCACGCACGCCGCACGCACGCCCUCCACCGACUUCUCGACGCUCGACGUCACCGAGCGAUCAACAUCCACCGAUCGGCAAGUCCAGACAGACGAACUGAGCCCAGAGCGGAAUGGUUUGUGUCUGGAUCCUCGCAAGCUGGCCGAGAUAGCGGCGGGGCUGCCGGCGUUCACGGCCGUCGAUGCCGAUGGAGCCCGGCGGCGGCGAGGACUUCGAGAGUCCGCCCUUUUAUAG
Messenger RNA from Parnassius mnemosyne (clouded apollo), 3288 nucleotides. Lineage: Eukaryota; Metazoa; Arthropoda; Insecta; Lepidoptera; Papilionidae. The record is from the annotation of a GenBank genome assembly.